Molecule: messenger RNA, 1287 nt
Organism: Triticum turgidum subsp. durum (durum wheat)
Lineage: Eukaryota; Viridiplantae; Streptophyta; Magnoliopsida; Poales; Poaceae
Source: the annotation of a GenBank genome assembly
AUGCAGAAGCUCCAGCUCGCCAGCCCGACCGCGGUGUCCGUCCCGGCGCUCUUCCUCUUCGUCCUCUUCCUGCUCGCCGCGCGCCAGCAACGCUCGCUCCUCGACACCUACAGGUCCGGGUUCGCCUCCGUUUCCUCGUCGGGGUCGCCGCGGCUCGAGCCCGGGCGUCCUGCCGUCGCCCGGGUGCCCAAGGGAUGCGACAUUUUCCGGGGCGAGUGGGUGCCGGAUGACGGCGGCGAGCCGUACUACACGAACCGGACCUGCCCGCUGAUCCAGGAGCACCAGAACUGCAUGAAGUACGGCCGCCCCGACCUCGGCUUCCUUAGGUGGCGCUGGCGGCCGGCGCAGUGCGAGCUCCCCCGGUUCGACGCGGCGGCCUUCUUCGACGCCGUCAGGGGCCGCUCCAUGGCCUUCGUCGGGGACUCGCUCGCCAGGAACCACAUGCAGUCCCUCAUGUGCCUCUUGUCCAAGCUGGAGUACCCCAAAGACAUUUCCACGACGAAAAACCAAGAAUUCAGGACAUUGUACUACGAGUCUUACAACUUCACCAUCUCCACCUUCUGGUCGCCGUUCCUCGUCAAGGCGAACCAGUCCGACGCCGACUACGGCAGCGGUCGGCUGUGGAAUAUCUACCUCGACGAGCCGGACGACGCCUGGCUGCCCGGCGUGGCGGGCGCCGACUACCUCGUCCUCUCGGGCGCGAACUGGUUCACGCGGCCGUCCCUGUUCUACGAGUCCGGCCGCCUCGUCGCCUGCCACUACUGCCUCGUCCCGGGCGUGCCGGACCUCACGCUGCGGCACUCGCAGCGGGUGGCGUUCCGCACGGUGCUGCGGGCGGUCACGAGCCACCCGGGCUUCAACGGGACGGCGAUCGUGCGGACGGUGUCGCCGACGCACUUCGAGGGCGGGGAGUGGAACAAGGGCGGCGACUGCCGGCGGACGCGGCCGUACGCGGCGAACGAGACGCGCAUGGCCGGGCUGAGCCUCGACUUCCACACGGCGCAGGUGGAGGAGUUCGCGCAGGCGGAGGAGGCGGCCAGGAGGAGAGGAGGGGGAGGCGCGAGGCUGGUGCUCAUGGACACCACGGCGGCGAUGCUGCUCCGGCCGGACGGCCACCCGAGCCGGUACGGGCACUGGGCGCACGAGAACGUGACCCUGUAUAAGGACUGCGUGCACUGGUGCCUGCCGGGCCCGAUCGACGCGUGGAACGAGAUGCUGCUCCAGAUGGACAUCUCCAACGUUGGCCUUCAAAACGGACGCAGUAUCUGUCCGCGGACAGUGACGUAA